Molecule: messenger RNA, 975 nt
Organism: Helianthus annuus (common sunflower)
Lineage: Eukaryota; Viridiplantae; Streptophyta; Magnoliopsida; Asterales; Asteraceae
Exons: 3
Coding region: 1-975 (324 amino acids)
Source: RefSeq, a predicted model, not a curated record
AUGGGGCAACCGGAUGUGGAAGUGGAGCUUUCCCCGGAUCCCGGCGACUAUGUCCCUGUAUACCCGAAUGUAUAUAUGGAUAAGCUAGUGGUAAUAAAGAAUUCAAUGCAAGGUUUAUGGGUUUUCAUGGGGGAUUUUAACGAAGUUAGAGACGAGACGGAAAGGUUCAAUUCUGAAUACAUUGCGUCUAAUGCGGAGUCCUUUAACAAGUUUAUCUUAGUCGUGGGUCUUAGCAAAUACCAUAUGGGGGGCGGCAAAUUUACGUAUAUUUCUGAUCGUAGUAACAAGUUGAGCAAGCUGGAUCGGUUCCUUGUUUGCUUUGGAUUUAUGGAGAGAUGGCCAACGGCGUCGGUAUUGGCACUUAAUCGUGAUGCGUCUGACCCGGAUAUGGCUCUAGCAGUAAAGCUAAGAUGGUUGAAAAACCACAUCAAAGCCUGGUUAAAAGUUGAACGAGAAACAUCCGAAGGGGUCUACUUGGAUACAAAGAAACGUAUUAGUAUUCUAGAACGGAUGGCCGAGGAGAGAGCUUUGGAGGAGGGGGAAUUGCAUGAAAAAGCCGAAUGUAUUAAUACUGUAUUGGAAGUAGAUCGUAGAAAGCAUUCAGAUGCUAGACAAAAAUCCCGAGCUAGGUGGGCACUUGAUGGCGACGAAUAUUCUGCCUUUUAUCAUAACGUUAUUAAUUCCAGUAUUAGUAAUAACCGUAUUAAUGGCCUCAUGGUUAAUGGUGCCUGGAUUUCGAAUCCGGUGGUAAUAAAAGAAGCCUUUUUUGAAUUUUUCUCGAAUCAGUUUGUGGAACCAAUGGUUUCUAGGCCUGUCAUUAAUUGCCACAAUCUGGCUACUCUCUCGGCAGUAGAAGCCGACAUCCUUGUUGAGCCAUUUUCAGCAGUUGAAAUAAAAGAAGCAAUUUGGGGAUCUGUUGGUGAUCGGGCUCCGGGCCCGGAUGGCUUCAAUUUUAAAUUCAUCAAAAAGAACUAG